UUGUUGUUAAUUUUUAAAGGAUUUUUUAGCAGAUUUAGCCUAUUCUCCUCACAAAUGAAGCGACACGAUCCUUCUUGCUCAUCUUCCGAAAAACAACAAAUUUAUCACGAAAAACAAAGAAAGCAACUUUGCCUGCUUCACACCUUGAAUAAUUUAUUUCAACGAAGAGAAUUUAGUCAACAAGAGCUUGACGAGAUUUGUGAAAGACUUGACGACCGCAGAUGUUUCAAUCCCCACCGUUCAUGGAUUGGUUUGGGGAAUUAUGAUGCAAAUAUUUUAUUAAUUGCCUUACAAUCUAGAGAUUUUACAGGACGAUAUUUUGACAAAAGAUUACCAGCUUCUCGCAUUAAACACGAAUUAAUUUAUGCCUAUAUUUUCAACAUACCUUCGCCGCCGUUCACUCUCUUGCCAUUUUUUAAAGGCAGACAUUGGUUUGCCGUUUUAUCAAUAAACAACAUUUACUACAAUUUAGACUCAAAACUUGAUGCUCCAACAAAAAUAAAUGGAAACUUUAACGCUUUUAUUGAUAAACUAUUGGAAGCUGGAAAUGAAUUAUUGUUGGUAGUUGAACCAGAAAAUGAGAAUAAUUGUAUAAUUAAUUUGGAAGAAUUUAAGGAUAAAGGAGAAUAG
Molecule: messenger RNA, 630 nt
Organism: Meloidogyne enterolobii
Lineage: Eukaryota; Metazoa; Nematoda; Chromadorea; Rhabditida; Meloidogynidae
Source: the annotation of a GenBank genome assembly